This is a messenger RNA of Acanthamoeba castellanii str. Neff, 975 nucleotides long. Its product is annotated as K+ channel tetramerization subfamily protein. Gene Ontology annotation, molecular function: protein binding. Lineage: Eukaryota; Discosea; Longamoebia; Acanthamoebidae. Bases 1 to 975 code for a protein of 324 amino acids. The record is from RefSeq and is a predicted model, not a curated record. The transcript has 3 exons. Gene Ontology annotation, biological process: protein homooligomerization.
AUGGAGCCCACCGGUGGGGUGGUGAAGCUAAACAUUGGUGGCUACAAGUACAUAACCACCACAAGUACCCUCAUCAAGGAGGACAACUUCUUUGCUGGUCUCCUCUCCGGCCGCUUCCCCUCGACCAGGGUGGACGACCAGUACUACUUCAUCGACCGCAACGGCCGCUACUUCGAGCCCAUCCUUGACUACCUCCGCACGGACCGCUGGUCCUUGCCGAGUCACCUGCAGCACGACGAGAAGCUGGUGCUGGCCGAGGCCGAGUUCUACGGCAUCAAGCCCAAACUGUACACCCACCUCUCCAACAAAUCCAUCCAGCAAACCAUCCAAGACCUACAGGGGCAAGGUCAUGUGGCCCUGCUCGAAAAGUACCCCAAGGCGGUGAGCUUCGUGCAGGGUCUGGUCUCUGAGCACUUCACCAAGCAGCUGGAGAUGGGCCAGACCACAAGGCUCGCCACGCCCUUCAUUUGCCUGCAGCCCCACGACGAUGCGCGGUCCAUGAUGGGGGACGAGGCGGACUGGCCUAAUUUUGAUCGUAAGGCGACCGAGGCCGGUAUCCACUUCUGCGAAGGUGAAGCCGUGGAGGUGCAGGACAUGGCUGGGUUGGUGCAGGCUCUGCUGUGGGACUUCAACACCAAUGGUGAGCUCUCGCUGGAGGUGAAGGUGCAGGAGAUCUACCAGAAGCUCGGCCAUCGACACGCAGGCAAUGUCUACAUCAAAGAGAGUGGAAAAGUGAUUACGGCAUAUCGGCUGGCGGGCCACCAGCGGCGCUCCUCUGGCCCCAAGAGGGCAGGAGCUGGGCGCUCUGCUCGACGAACUGCUUUGCGUCUUCAUGUGCUCUUCCUGUGCACGAAGCCCACCUGGAGCGCGCAGUGGUCGCUGAACUUCCAGAGCGGCUGGUCGAGGUCGCUCUCGGAGAAGGCGAACCCGUGGUCGUCGGCCAUCUUCGACUGCCGCAGCUCCCGUCCGAAGUGA